Molecule: messenger RNA, 267 nt
Organism: Pseudocercospora fijiensis CIRAD86
Lineage: Eukaryota; Fungi; Ascomycota; Dothideomycetes; Mycosphaerellales; Mycosphaerellaceae
Exons: 8
Coding region: 1-267 (88 amino acids)
Source: RefSeq, a predicted model, not a curated record
AUGCGAUUUCGGAGUUCGGGCGGGAAUCGGAAAUUUGGAUUCUGUGGUGCCGGGUUUGGAGGGUUAACAUGGGGUGGUGAUUAUGAGAUGGUGGGAUGGGAUGUUGUGGGUUUGGAGUCCGAGAUCGGAAGGGGAAAGCAGAUUUGUAGCAGGGUUCGGAUGCGAGUUUUCUGGGCAAAUGGUUCGAUGCAGAGUGUUGGGGUGCGUGCAGGCGUGUUCGGAGCUUUCGCCAGUCAGCUCUCACUGUAUCUCUUUUGUGCCAUAUGA